UUUUCGCCCUGGUGGGCCUCUGGGAGGCGGAAGUGGCCUCCGCGAGCGCAGGGACAUGGCGUCGGGCGGCGCCUGCAGCUCCAGCCCCUCCGCGGAGCGGUUGCCCCCGCCCUUUCCCGGGGCCGAAGGGGACGCGGACAGCGACACCGAGGGCGAGGACAUCUUCACCGGCGCCAGCAAGCCCCAGUCACCCAAGAGGGAAUCUCCUCUCCCAGUGAAUAGCAGCUUCAAAGAAAAUGGGGUUCGUGUGGAACAAGAUGAUCAGGACCUAUUUGCAGAUGCCACGGUGGAGCUGUCUCUGGACAGUACACAAAACAACCAGAAGAAGGAACCAGCCAGAGUGUCCAGCCCUGCCCCGCCUCUAGAAGUAGCAGCAAGUUCUUCCAAACACCAGCCAAAAAGCUAUGAGGAGCUGGAGGAAGAGGAACAGGAGGACAAGUUUGAGCUGACUGUGGGAGUGAGCGACCCAGAAAAAAUUGGGGAUGGCAUGAAUGCAUACGUAGCCUACAAAGUCUCAACACAGACCAGUUUGCCAAUGUUCAGGAGCAAGCAGUUCUCUGUGAAAAGGAGAUUCAGUGACUUCUUGGGUCUGUAUGAGAAGCUAUCAGAGAAGCACACUCAGAAUGGAUUUAUAGUCCCACCACCUCCAGAAAAAAGCUUAAUAGGAAUGACCAAAGUGAAAGUUGGGAAAGAAGACUCCUCCUCUGUGGAAUUCCUAGAGAAGAGACGGGCUGCUCUAGAAAGGUACCUUCAGAGAAUAGUCAACCAUCCAACCAUGCUGCAGGACCCUGAUGUAAGGGAGUUCUUGGAAAAAGAAGAGCUGCCCCGAGCAGUAGGCACCCAAACACUGAGUGGAGCAGGUAUACUAAAGAUGUUCAGCAAAGCCACUGAUGCUGUCAGCAAAAUGACCAUCAAGAUGAACGAAUCAGACAUCUGGUUUGAGGAGAAACUUCAGGAGGUGGAGUGUGAGGAGCAGCGCCUACGGAAGCUACAUGCCGCUGUAGAAACACUAGUCAACCACAGGAAAGAGUUAGUACUGAACACAGCACAGUUUGCAAAGAGUUUGGCCAUGCUAGGGAGUUCAGAAGACAACACAGCCCUCUCCCGGGCACUCUCCCAGCUGGCUGAGGUGGAAGAGAAGAUAGAACAGCUGCACCAGGAACAGGCCAACAAUGACUUCUUCCUCCUGGCUGAGCUCCUGAGUGACUAUGUUCGCCUUCUCUCGGUUGUAAGGGGUGCUUUUGACCAGCGCAUGAAGACCUGGCAGCGUUGGCAGGAUGCCCAGACCAUGUUGCAGAAGAAGCGGGAGACUGAGGCCAGGCUGCUGUGGGCCAACAAACCUGACAAGCUACAGCAGGCCAAAGAGGAGAUCUCUGAGUGGGAGUCUCGUGUGACGCAGUACGAAAGGGAUUUCGAGCGGAUUUCUGCCGUGGUCCGCAAGGAAGUGAUACGGUUUGAGAAAGAGAAAUCAAAGGACUUCAGAAACCAUGUGACUAAAUACCUUGAGACACUCUUAAACUCGCAGCAGCAGCUGGUGAAGUACUGGGAGGCGUUCUUACCUGAAGCGAAGGCCAUCUCAUAACCAGACCAAGCAAACCAGAACACACCUGAACUUACUCUGCCUUUUUAUACACUAUACCUCUUCGCCUUUUACCGACAGACCCUAACUGAAUGCAUCCUGCAGAGCCGUUAGAGAUUUAACCCCCAAAUGAGCAGCGGCCCAGACAGUAACUCUUCUAAUUGUAUUUUUGAUUUAGCUUCAUAUAUAUAUUUUCUUAAUGGAGAGACUAGUUUCCUGCUUUCAGCCAAGACCUAAAGUACAUGGUGUGCGUGGGGAGGGGGUUAAUGAUAUCAUGUGUAUAUAAAUAAAAUGUAUAUUUUUCAGGCUGGGCUCUAGGGCCUGGGAAUAAUGGCUUUCUGUUACUCCUGCAGUGCCAUGAAGAUUAUGUAAUAAAAUAUUUAAAAAUCA
Messenger RNA from Mauremys mutica (yellowpond turtle), 1969 nucleotides. RefSeq names its product sorting nexin 1 (gene SNX1). NCBI's taxonomy places the organism in Eukaryota, Metazoa, Chordata, Testudines, Geoemydidae. The record is from RefSeq and is a predicted model, not a curated record. Gene Ontology annotation, biological process: intracellular protein transport; early endosome to Golgi transport. The transcript has 15 exons. Gene Ontology annotation, molecular function: phosphatidylinositol binding. Bases 56 to 1582 code for a protein of 508 amino acids. Gene Ontology annotation, cellular component: endosome membrane; endosome.